This is a messenger RNA of Drosophila serrata, 2608 nucleotides long. RefSeq names its product activin A receptor type 2 punt (gene put). Gene Ontology annotation, biological process: activin receptor signaling pathway; protein phosphorylation; cellular response to growth factor stimulus. Gene Ontology annotation, cellular component: activin receptor complex; plasma membrane. The record is from RefSeq and is a predicted model, not a curated record. Gene Ontology annotation, molecular function: activin binding; ATP binding; activin receptor activity. Lineage: Eukaryota; Metazoa; Arthropoda; Insecta; Diptera; Drosophilidae.
AUCGAGCUGCAACCAUCACUAUCGCAGCUACAAAAACCGAAAGACGUGCUCGCUUAAAGAAUUCGCGAAAAGCAGGUCUGCCGACCUGUAAAAGCAAGGAAAGUGCAGUGCAAGGUGCUUUUCCAUUGUGCCCCGGUAAAAAGCGAUUAAAUCGCGCGGGAAACCCUUCGAAAAUCGGUGAAAAAUGUGCAUGCAAGCAGCGUGUGGCCAGCAAAUCCGCUGCGUACCCACACACUCGCACCCACACACAUAGUAUACACGAAAAGAGAGUGCAGUGCAUCGUUGUGCAAGAGGGAGAAGGGAAGUGUGAACACAACAAAUCCCAACCAGAACUGUGUGCCAAAAAGAAGAAAAUACAUGAAAGAUAGUGAUAUACUUCACUACUCCGCAAUUAUAUCUGAGCAAUCAAAGCGUAUACGUAAUACGCAGUGUUGUAAACAAGUUUAGCGGGUGGCGAUAACGCAUAACAAUGUCCAACAAAAACGAUCUGCUGCUUUAUCUAACGGCGCAGCUACUGCUGGCCUGCUGUCUAAUUGGGAUCCAAGGAUCCAUUCUGCCGGAGGGACACCACAACAUAGUCUGCGAACACUUUGACGAAAAGAUGUGUAACACAUCGCAGGACUGUGAAACGCGGAUCGAACACUGCCAGGUGGAGCAGGACAAGUUUCCCAGCUGCUAUGUGCUGUGGAGCACCAACGAGACGACGGGCGCCAUGCGAAUCAAGAUGAAGGGCUGCUUCACAUAUAUGCACGAGUGCAAUCAGACGGAGUGCGUGACCGGGGAACCGCGACAGGAGAACAUCUUCUUCUGCUGCUGCAAGGGAUCGCGCUGCAAUUCCGACCACAAAUAUAUUAAAACCACAACAGAGGCAACCACGCAAGUGCCCAAAGAGAAGACGCAAGAUGACAGCAAUUUGAUGUACAUUUACAUUGGCACCUCCAUCUUCAGCGUGCUCAUGGUGAUUGUGGGCAUGGGACUCUUCCUCUACCGACGGCGCAAGCAGGCACAUUUUAACGAGAUACCAACGCACGAAGCGGAGAUCACCAAUGCAUCUCCACUACUGUGCAAUCGACCCAUUCAGCUGCUGGAGCAAAAGGCCAGCGGUCGGUUCGGUGAUGUGUGGCAGGCUAAGCUGCAUGGCCAGGAUGUGGCCGUCAAGAUCUUUCGCAUGCAGGAAAAGGAGUCGUGGACGGCGGAGAAUGACAUCUAUAAGCUUCCGCGUAUGCGACACCCCAACAUCCUCGAGUUCCUGGGCGUGGAGAAGCACAUGGAUAAGCCGGAGUACUGGCUGAUAUCCACAUAUCAGCACAAUGGAUCGUUGUGCGACUACCUCAAGUCGCAUACCAUCACUUGGCCGGAGCUGUGCCGCAUUGCCGAGUCCAUGGCCAAUGGUCUCGCCCAUUUACACGAAGAGAUUCCGGGCUCAAAAACAGAAGGUCUCAAGCCGUCGAUAGCUCACCGGGACUUCAAGUCAAAGAAUGUGCUUCUCAAGGGUGAUCUUACGGCCUGCAUAGCGGACUUUGGACUGGCCAUGAUCUUCCAACCGGGCAAGUCGUGUGGCGACACCCACGGCCAGGUGGGCACUCGUCGCUACAUGGCUCCGGAGGUGCUCGAAGGUGCCAUUAAUUUCAAUCGAGAUGCGUUCUUACGCAUAGAUGUCUACGCCUGCGGCUUGGUGCUCUGGGAGAUGGUCUCGCGGUGUGACAUCGCUGGGCCUGUGGGCGAGUUUCAGCUGCCCUUCGAGGCGGAACUGGGCCAGCGACCCACGCUGGACGAAGUCCAAGAGAGCGUGGUGAUGAAAAAGCUGCGCCCGCGCCUGCUUACCGCCUGGCGAGCCCAUCAGGGUCUCAAUGUGUUUUGCGACACCAUGGAGGAGUGCUGGGACCACGACGCCGAGGCUCGUCUUAGCUCGUCGUGCGUAAUGGAGCGCUUUGCGCAGCUCAACAAGUACCCGUCGGCCCAGCUGCUGAUCAAGAACAUAACCAACAUUGAUGAUGCCAAGGAGUCCACGAAUUGCUUAUAGAAGCGGUACUAAGCCACAGGCAAUCUCUAGCGAUGUCUGUGGUUCCCCAGCCCAUCAAUGGGAAGCCCUUCUCGCUCAGCAGUCUAUCGAUAGUUUGAUAAUUAAGCGCAGAUUGUCAUCAGCCAAGCCAAUAUCAGAUAAAGUCUUUAGGAUAAAGUUUUUGUUCAUCGCAAUAGGUCGACAAACAGCCACGAUUUUGCAUCCGUUAGAUGUGAGAAUAUACUGAGCAAAACAAAAGAAAGAGAUUUGGAGAAUGGCGCUAUGUGCAUAGAGAUGUGUUGAUAGUUCAUCUCACAUUGACUUCAUUGACUGAUAACCAUACAUAGUUCUAAAAAGAAACGAAGCAUAUAACGUACAACUUGUUUGAUGAUUAUUGUCUAGCCUUUUUAACUAUAGCCUUUAAUUCCCUUACGUCGCCACCAGGUAGCCAUAAGUUUAAAAAUAAUUUUUAUAUAAUUUCUCUAGAGCUUCAUUAUAAUUUCUUAACCUUUUAAAUUGUAUCUUUUACUUUUAAUUUGUAGUAGACGUUACGUAUUAAUUUCUGUGUUUUAAUGUUGUAUUUUUAAUAAAAUACAUUUACAUUGA